This is a messenger RNA of Schistosoma margrebowiei, 6406 nucleotides long. Lineage: Eukaryota; Metazoa; Platyhelminthes; Trematoda; Strigeidida; Schistosomatidae. The record is from the annotation of a GenBank genome assembly.
UAUAUAUUGGAUAUUAAAUUGCCUAAAAUUCUUCGUUCACAUUUUCUAUUGAAUAAAUGUUCACAAUUCGAUUUCUUCAAGGUCAACUGGUCGAAAAUACAUCCUAAAGUACCUUUUUGCUCAUUGUUUCCUUCUUAAACUACCAUGUCAUCAACAUUGGAUCAUUUGAAAAAACAUACUAUUAUCGUAGCGGACACUGGAGAUUUUAAUUCUAUUAAAAAGUAUUUACCAAUUGAUUCAACAACAAAUCCAUCUCUAAUAUUAUCUGCAUGCAAAUUACCACAAUAUUCACACUUGUUAGAUUCUGCUAUUCAAUAUGCUAAGAAAGAAAAACAAACAUUGAAUGAACAAAUUGAAUUAGCAUUAGAAAGAAUAUUUGUAUUAUUCGGUUGUGAAAUAUUGAAAAUUGUACCAGGACGUGUAUCUACUGAAGUGGAUGCUCGUUAUUCAUUCAAUGUACAAAAACAAAUAGAAAUAGCAUGUCGUCUUAUUUCAAUGUAUGAAGAAUUAGGAUUUUCUAAAGAACGUAUACUUAUUAAAUUAAGUUCUACAUGGGAAGGUAUAAAAGCUGCAAAAAUAUUAGAAUCACAAUAUGGUAUUCAUUGUAAUUUAACAUUAAUGUUUUCAUUCUAUCAGGCUAUAGCUUGUGCUCAAGCUAAUGUAACAUUAAUUUCACCAUUUGUUGGACGUGUACUAGAUUGGUAUAUAACUAAAUAUGGCAAAAAAGAAUAUACUAGAAAUAAUGAUCCUGGUGUUAAUUUGGUUACUCGUAUUUAUAAUUACUAUAAAGUUCAUGGUUAUAAAACACAGAUAAUGGGUGCUUCAUUUAGAAAUGUUGAACAAAUUCUUGGUUUAGUUGGAUGUGAUUUGUUAACAAUAUCACCUAGUCUUUUAGAUGAAUUAAGUAAAAUGUCAGAAGUGCCCAGUUUAUGCUUGACUGUAGAAAAAGGUAAAUAAAUUUAUUGUUUUCUUAGUUAUGGAACGAAACCGUGUUCAACUUCUGUUUUCAUAACCAUAUAAUAUCUUUAAUUGUUUCAUUUGGAUGUUGUUCUUUUUCGAACUAAACUGAUAAGUAAGUCGUAUUAAUAAUUUAUACAAGUCACUUGGUUUGUGUGUAGGCUAUAAUGCUUCCCGGGUGCCCAAACCGAAGCAGGUAGUUUUCUUAGGGUACCACACUCAGAGCCUUUGACCUAAAAGUCUAAUCCACAAGGUAAUAGAGCAACAUAAGGAGAUGCAGUCCCAUCGUAGCCAAUGACCAACAAUAUGUUCAUACGCCAUUUGUUAACUUAGGAUCCUGGAGCCCAUGUGCACCAUUGAUUUGGAAUGAGGGUUUUCCGACUCCCGUACGUGGAUCAUCUAUGUCCAACAACCCGGUUAAACCAUUGGAUAUUCGCUUUUCGUCCUCUGAAUUUCGUAAACACCAGCCUUGCCGUGAAAAGGCAUUGAGUAGGCAUUCAAUUGAAGUGGUUGUGUAUACGUGACCAUGUAUGAGCAUUUUGAGAGGGAGAGCUGACUCUUCCCACUCUCGGUCGUAACAUGGCAUUUAUGGGCUUAAUAAAUAACUACACACUGAUGGAAUUUUUUUAUGCAUUAUUUCUGUAUUAUUCACUUACGUGAAUUGAUUAAUUAUGAUUCUUCUUUUCUUUUUAUUGUGACCACCACCACCAACAACAAACCACACACACGCACACCCAGCCCAAACAUCUUAUGAUCAUUCUUAUCAAUCAGAUGAAUUAUUAACAGAAGAAGAAUUUCGUUGGCAAAUGAAUGAAGAUGAAAUGGCUAAUGAUAAAUUAACUGAUGGUAUAAGACGUUUUACUAAUGAUGCAUUAAUAUUAAAAGAUUUAAUUAAAACACGUAUAGAACAAUAAUAAUAAUCAUAGAGAUAAUAAUCUAAUAAUAGAUCAUAGAUGAAUUAAAUGGAAUUCUAAUGUUUUCUGUACGUGCUCAUUUUCAAUCCGGCUUACUUAACAUUCAUUCAAAUGAGAAAUAAUUUAUGUCUUUUUAAUUCAAUAUACAUUAAUCAGCAUGAUUUACGCAUAUUAGUAUAAAGUAUUUUAAUUAAAAUUCAUAAAUUUUCAAUGAUCACAUCCUUAUUUAUUAUGUAAGACUUUUAUGAAAUGGACCUUAGUUUUAGUUAUUUCAAUAGUUGAUAUUAUGAAUCAAUUGAAAUGAGACUACCAUGGAAAACCUGGAAACACUGGAUGUCCGUCCUCAGUAGCAAUACGCAUCCACUAUCCCGCUACGUGAGAUUCGAACCCAGAACCUAUCAGUCUCGCGUGCUAGCGCUUAACCACUAAGCUGACAUCCAAAUGUGUUGAUGUCUGACUUAAACUAAUCCACGAAAUUGAGCGACACAUUUAUUUAUUUGAACACAUAAGUAUUGGUACAAGGGGAACCAAACACAUUUGCGCCGCACGAGUCACUUGAUUUGUGUAUGUGGUGUGAUACUAGCCGGGUGCCCAACCGAAUCAGGUGAUUUUCUUAAUCGCCCACACUCGCAGCAUUCGACCUAAAGGUCUAAUCCACAAGGCAGUGGAGCAAUGCUAGGAGAUGCAGUGAUAUGGUAGUCGGUGACCAACAAUUGGUUCGUACGCCAUUUGUUCCCUCAGGACAUUGGAGCCCAUAUGCACUAUUUGUUUGGAAUGAGUUCUUUCCAACUCCUCUAGGUUGAUCCUCCAUAUCCACCAACCCUGUUAAAGCUUCGUACAUUCACUUUCCGUCCUCUUAAUUCCGUAGACAUCCGCCCCACUGCGAGAAAGCAGUGAGUAGAACUUCUCUGGCAGUGGUUUUAUGCACGUGGCCAUCUGAGAGCAUUUCAAGAAUGAGGAAACUGACUCUCCCUACCCUCGGUCGUAUCAGGACUUUUGCGGGCACAUAGAAAAAACCCGUUCUCGUCUUUUUACUGUAUAGUUAAACUUGUACCAUGGUCCUGAUAACCCUUAAUCCGGAGCUGAAACUACUGAACUGAUAGAAAAGUGUGAGGGAUUUUUUCCGUGUUGCGGCUGGUAAUGAUACUAGGCGAAAUACUUUGAAAUUACCGAAUUGCACGACAUACGCGCGAUUUAAAAAUUCAAAAUGGUGAUUAUAAAAGAUUAUCCUACUGGUUGAGUUUUUUGGAGUAAUUCAGUAAUCAGUCAGUCAGUAACAACGUGGAACUUCGUACGUACGUACAUCAAUUCGAGUUGCCAUAACACAUUAGCACAGAGAUGCAGUUGUUGAUUCAAAUCCCAUAGUGAUAGAGGUAGUAAAAGUACAAGCAGUAAUCGGAAAGAUUAGAGUUUGGAGAUGUUAUUUAAAGAGUAUAGUCCAGUGAAAUAAAUUUGGAAAGAGGAAAAAAGAUAAGAAGGAAUCAGGAGAUUAGAAUUUGGAAGAACACAAAGAUUGGAUGCACCUGCGCCCAGCAUUGCAAACGAUUUUGGGCUAUGUCAUUCAGGGUCUCUAACCAUCGGUUGCCAUCAACUCGCGGUCUCCAACCAGGUAGUCUACCAACAUGACUCAGUCCAUUUGUCAGUGACUUCAUGGACUUGAAUUCAGUAAUAAUCCUCCUUAUUAACCCUUGCGCCAAGGUAUCAAGUUAAUGUUUAUUACAUAACCAAUUUAUGGGGUAUAUACUAUUAGUGCUUAUUAGAAAGACAAUAAACCAUCCAAUUCAGUAAGCGAAAUACCUUCAAAAUAAUUUAACUAUUUACAUACAAUUACUAUGACCCUUAUCCAUUAUUGUGAAAAUAAAUUACGCUUUGUCCUACUUACACAAUAUUAUAACAUACAUUACAAUAUUACAUGUAAUAUAUCAAUAAAGUAUGGUGCUUUAAUUGACAACUUACGACGGAUAACCAAUGGUUAAAAUUAAAAAAAGUCGAACAUUGAAAUGAUGAGACUACCGUUGAUCAACGAUCUUUACCAAGUCUAAUUGAGAGUCAUAAACCUGUGUGAGAGAUUAGAAUAUUUUGAACAUUCUAUUUUAGCGGCAUCUAUAGAGCUUCAUAGGAUUGGAUGUAGGAUAAGAAAAGCUGAAGCUACAGACUGUUAAUUUAUAUCCAAUUAUGUCAAAGGACUAAAACAUUACCAAGUUACUGUAAAUGUGAUGUUUAGAAAUUUGAAGAGAGAUGACUUUCGAAAAGAUCGAGUUAUUGUCUGUUGAUAUUCUGAACCAUAUAUGCAAUUGACUUCCGAGGGAUGGAAACAUCUUGAUAAAUUUUUCAUUUUGAUAUUACAUGAUCGGUGAUAGUCUGUAGAAGAACCUUAACUUAUGUUUAUACUAAUUAUUAUGCAUAAACAAGGCAUACUUAGUGUCAUGAAAAGACCAAUGUCCACUUAGUGAAUCCAAACAAAAUGUAUCUCAAUUCAGGCUUUAGUAGAAUUUCAUUAACAUCUAGUCAAUUAACCUUAAUGGGUACUUGAUCAAUAGGAUUAAGUUCACAGCUUUGGGCUAUUUUGUUCAAUGAUCGAUUAGUUAAGUCAUCAUGAAAUGAUUUUCAAUCAUUUGGUUUAUUUACUUAAUGACGUUACAGUGAGACUAUAAUCGAUGGACGACCAUUGAGUGACACUAAACUGACCUUGAGAGUGUCCACCUAAUAACUGGUACUAAAUUAGGGUUAUAAACUAAUGUGAGGAAUUAUAAUUUUUAAAUGAUGAUUAUGAUUAGAAAUUAGAUUUAGGGAGUUUUCAUCAGAUAUAAUGCCAAAACCCUAUUUAUCCGAAUAGAUGAAUGAAAUUCGCGCCAAAAUCCUUGAUCUUUUAUCUUAUACAUCAUUGGCUCGUUUUGUAAAUUAUAGUCUCGCCAUUGGAUAUAUGCAUAUAAUGGGUCAUUCCAUUGAAAAUAUUUUUGACAUUAAAAUAUCAUGAGAAUUUCUUUUUUCUAAGAUGAACAACUGUCAUAGGUAGUCAUUUAAAAAGGUGAUCGUUUUGAUAUAGUUAAUAACUUUAUGUCGUGAGUGUUUUGGAAUUUUUGCCCAGUAAAAAAAAAAGAAGUACAUGACAUAACAAUGUACGAUAUUGACUUUAGUUAUAGAUAUAAAUAUAACCAUUAUUAAGUCUUGCUUAUUUGGACGCUAUAUUCGUUCCUAAGCUAUUCUGAUACCCGCACUCUAGAACUAUACAGCGACCUGAACACCAGAAAGAAGACGCAAAAUAUGAAACACUUUACUCAAGGGUUCGUUUUUGUACAGGAAACGUGGGUAUUUAUAGAUGUUAACGUUUGUUAAAUCAACAUCAUAUUUCGGCCAAUCCGUUAACGACAUAUUAUGCUACUGACAAAUAGUAGCAAGUCACUUUGGAAUUCUAGAAUGCUACAUCAUGCUCUGAUUGGCUAGGACUCUUCGGCUUCUUUUGGGCCUCUAGAGGCUCCGUUGAAGUUCUCCGAAAGCCGGCUCAACAACCAUUUUGAUGUUUACUAAAAAGCAUUAAAUCGACUGAAGAUAUUCCAUCAUGUUGACUCAAUACUAAUGUAUAUUUUCAGUUUAAGGCUGUAGAGAUUAUUGAAUUGUUAUAACAAUGAACCAAUCAAUGUUAGAACAUCAUUAAACAUGAAAGUACUGGAUUUCUUGAAGUUAGUCACUAACGCCGUUGGGUUAAGUCAGUGAUCAAGCCAAAAAAUGUGGAUGACAUAUUCGUCAUCACUAAAAAGGACUAUCUGGAAAACAUUUACACUUUGAUAAUAUUGACAAUUGAAUAAAAGUCAAACAACAAGUUAUUAAUUUUGAAUGUAUUGAUCUAUGGAACUGCUACAGGGAAAGUGGAAACUCAAGUAUAUUGGAAGUCAAUCGAUAAAAGUCAAAUUCUCAAUUACAUUAGCUGUAACGCAAUAAGUCACAAAACGAAAUGCUUACAAGUUUUAUUCAAGAGGGUGAUAACACACUACAGAACACUUGCAAUGCGUGAAGUUGAAAAAUAUCUAAUGAAUUUCCUUCGAAAGAAAAAUUACAAUGAGAUUAUUGAAGCCGUUUGGAUUAAGUGUAGCACACAAACUAGCAAAAUCACUCUGAUAAAUCCUAUGCAAACCUGUAGUGUCUGCUACUAUGUCAGUUGAAAGCUUAUCUGCUCGUUUGUUCUCUUCCAGAGAAGGCUAUUGCUGAUGGUAUCCGGUCAAUGGAUGUUGAGUAUCUUGCGUAGACAACCAUUUAUAAAUACUUGUGUCUUCUUGAUGGUGGUUGUUGUAGUUCUCCAAGUUUCAUCUCCGUACGGUAGAACUGCCUUGAAGUUCGUAUUGAUGAUUCUGACUUUGAUCUUGGUUGAAAGUUGUUUUGAGUUCCAUAUGUUCUUCAAUUCUAGGAAUGCUUUACCAAUGCUCGCCUUUAUUUCUGCUUACCAGGUAUGUGAAGAAUUCAACAUGGUAAAAAAAGAAAAAGUACAAUGAAAAUAUCGGCUCCUCGUAAACUGCAUCGUUGUUUUCCAGCCGUCCUGG